UUCAGAGAAACGGGGGAAAAAAACACGAAGAAGCCAUCACAUCACAUCAGCGGUCUUAUAAGCCAUACUAAUCAAAACAAAUCAGACGCCAAAUCUAUUGUCUACUUGGGCAAGGAAUUGGGGAAGGAGAAGGCACACAGCUUCCGGUGCUAGGCUACAGUUCCUUGUGUUUAUUUUUUUUGUCAGAGAAAGAGAGUGAAAAGCGCACUUGAAAUCGGUUUCGGUUUCUGUUUGUGUGGCGCGUGUAGCGAACGAAAGAGUACGAAAGACUUGUGCGGGCAGACGGAUAAGCGACGAACCCAGGCGAACGGAUCCAGCAACAAAAUAAAAAGAUGGCAAGCAGCAUGUGGAAGUACACGGUGCUAGUGGUGGCGUUUGGAGUGUUCCUGUACAACAGCCACGAAACGUACGGUCAAAUCUUUGGAUACGAACCGAACGUUGACUAUCCAGCGUACGAUAAGAUCCCGUCCGGCUUGACGUUCCGGUGUGCGGACCGGCAGCCCGGCUACUACGCCGACAUUGAGACGCGGUGCCAGGUGUGGCACUGGUGCCUGCCGACCGGCUACAUGUUCUCCUUCCUCUGCCCCAACGGAACCGUGUUCAAUCAAGCGUACCGUGUUUGCGAUUGGUGGACAAACGUCAACUGCCCCGAGUCGGAAGCGAUGUACAGCAUUAACGACGAUCUGUACCGGGACGUGGAAGGCAAUCUGAUCGUGGGGUAGAUGGUGCACUGUGCGGUGUAGUGUUUCUUACCUGUAAGUACUCAACAGUCUGUGCCGAUCCUACUAGCAGGCACCAUUGCUGUUGAGAUAGAGCCGUCCAAAAACUGGUGCAUCCCGUCCCGUGAUGCAACGUGAGAUUCCUGUUUAAUGUUUCGUUUUUUUAUUAUUUUGUAAAUAUAAUUUAUACACACUGUGAACAGAAUAAAUACAUAAUUCUGAGAAAAAUC
Anopheles coluzzii is the source of this 949-nucleotide messenger RNA. Its product is annotated as U-scoloptoxin(01)-Er1a-like. The transcript is spliced from 3 exons. Gene Ontology annotation, molecular function: chitin binding. The coding region runs from base 333 to 722 and encodes 129 amino acids. The record is from RefSeq and is a predicted model, not a curated record. Lineage: Eukaryota; Metazoa; Arthropoda; Insecta; Diptera; Culicidae. Gene Ontology annotation, cellular component: extracellular region.